GAUCCUGGCGUGAAGGAAGAAAAAAGAGGGACGACGACGGUGGGAGACUAGAAGGGAUAUUUUGCUUUGAGUUGGAAUUGGCGUUUCAUCGGAAGAACGCUUAAAGGGACUCCAACACGUCUUUUCUGCGUGAACACCGCCUUGUCUGUGCGCCUCUGUGCCGGUGUGUCUCCCCCCUCGGCGGGUCAAAAACUGGGUUCGGGGAGUGCCGCUCCUCGGUAGCUAAACUAGCUAAAUCUGAGCGCCUGGGCGGAGAGAGGAGAGACAAGCUUUUGCUGUUCCCAGUCAAUGUGAUAUAAACAACGGAUACCAUCGACUGAAAGCGGAUCAGCAAGAGUCUAGGCGGCGGAGCGAAGCACACCAUUAGCAGAGGAAAAUGAGUGAACUGGAUCAGCUACGCCAGGAGGCUGAGCAGCUCAAGAACCAGAUCAGAGAUGCCAGGAAAGCGUGUGCGGAUGCUACCCUGUCUCAGAUCACAGCUAACAUCGACCCUGUUGGCCGAAUUCAGAUGCGCACUAGACGGACACUGAGGGGGCAUCUGGCUAAAAUCUAUGCCAUGCACUGGGGCACUGACUCGAGGCUUUUGGUCAGCGCCUCCCAGGACGGCAAACUCAUUAUUUGGGACAGCUACACCACAAACAAGGUCCACGCCAUCCCGUUGCGCUCCUCCUGGGUGAUGACGUGCGCCUACGCCCCCUCCGGGAACUACGUCGCCUGUGGAGGUCUGGACAACAUCUGCUCCAUCUACAACCUGAAGACCCGCGAGGGAAACGUCCGUGUGAGCCGCGAGCUGGCCGGACAUACAGGUUACCUGUCCUGCUGUCGUUUCCUGGAUGACAACCAGAUUGUCACUAGCUCUGGAGACACCUCCUGCGCUCUGUGGGACAUUGAGACCGGUCAGCAGACUACUACAUUCGCUGGCCACACCGGUGACGUCAUGAGCCUCUCUCUGGCACCCGAUACCAGGCUGUUCGUGUCCGGAGCCUGCGAUGCCUCAGCCAAACUCUGGGACAUCAGAGAAGGAAUGUGCCGACAGACCUUCACCGGCCACGAGUCAGACAUCAACGCCAUCUGUUUCUUCCCCAACGGCAACGCCUUUGCCACGGGCUCAGACGACGCCACCUGCCGGCUGUUCGACCUGCGCGCCGACCAGGAGCUGAUGGUCUAUUCACACGACAACAUCAUCUGCGGCAUCACCUCCGUGGCAUUCUCCAAGAGUGGUCGCCUACUGUUGGCCGGCUACGACGACUUCAACUGCAACGUCUGGGACACUUUGAAGGCCGACCGCGCAGGCGUCCUGGCUGGCCACGAUAACCGGGUGAGCUGCUUGGGCGUGACCGAUGAUGGCAUGGCAGUGGCGACAGGGUCCUGGGACAGCUUCCUCAAGAUCUGGAACUAGAGUCUGAAGAUGGCAUCCGGACUCCAAAGUUGAGUGGAAGACCAUUCCAACAUCACAAUGUUCAAUUUUAUUGCAUAUCCAAUCUUUUUUCCAAACACCAUGAUACUGACUCCAGACACCCCAAAAAACUAUCAAGGGCAAAAAUUCUCUCUCUCUCUCUCUUUACUCUCUCUCUCUCCUUCUCAUUUAAAAGAGCACAAUUGUCUGUCACUCAUUCAGCUCCAAAACAGAAAACACACACACACACACAGCUGGAGGAUGGCUAGUGGUUUGCAGACGGAUCGGAUCGGAUCGGAGGGGUAAAUUGUGCAUUCCUCCCAUGACCAUGGUCUGGUUAUUGUAGUAAGUGAAAAUCCAAACACCCCGCCAUCGCAGCCACAAAAAAACCCGCCACGCGUCCUCAUCCCACAGCGGUCUGAGCGAAGCUUCGUACACAACAGCGAUCGAACUCUAGGUUUCGGCCAUGUUCUUUUUUCUCCAUUUCUUCUCCUUUUCUUUCAAGAGAAGUAGACGAGUAAACUGUCUGUUUCAAAACAAGGAUCAAAGCUUUGUUUUAUUUCCUAGUCUUUACACAUUUUAGAGAAUAACGUUUUUAAAAAUGAGAAGUCAGAAAGAAAGCUCCAGAUAACAUUACCACGCUUUUGUUUUUCUUUUCUUUAGUUUUUUUCUUGAAAGAAUCCAGCUUUAUUUCCCCACUGGAGAACAAAAACGAGAGAAUUCAACAGGGAGUCCUCAAAGCCACUUAUGGCCCUUCUGUAUAUUUAGUCCCAUGAUACUUUUACUGUUUUUCUUUUUUCCAGUGUAGUCCACAAAAAUCUUUGUUUGCACAAAAAUUAAACUUUGCAUAUAUAGAAUAAUGUCUAAAGAAAAAAAGUUAACUAACCAAGCACAUGCUGUUUAUGAUAAUGAAUGCUCGUUUUUAAAACGAAAAACAAAAAAAAAACCAACCAUUUUAACCAUUCUUACACCUUUUUGUCUGGCGACAGUGUAGAAUAAAUAAAUGAAGAUUAACCCAUCGGAUCAUAAUCCAGCCCGUCCCCUUUUUUAUUCUGCUUCCUUCUUUUCUUUUCUUUUCUUUUCUUUUCUUUGGUUUCCUUUGACUUUGGUUGGGUUUCCCUGGUUUGUGGGACCGCUGGUGUGAUUGGGUCGGGGAAGGGAGUACCUCCACUUUCAGCCCGGUUCCAAUCCCGGACUGUUCUGAUUUUUUUUUUUUUUUUUUUUUUUUUUUUUUCUUUCUCUCUCUCUCUCUUUUAAACAGAGGUGCCCAUUCCGUGCUUGGAAAUGCAGUUACUACUCUGUGAAUGACAUGUUGUAUAAAUCAAUGUUUGAAAAUAAUGAUAUUGAAACUUUUUAAGUUAAAAAUGAAAAAAAAAAGAUUUUGGUUGUCUGCCAUGGGUGGGUUAUCUCUUAGAAUCGCAUGCUGUAGAAUUGCUUAAAAAGGUGCAUAUGGAAUUAAGUCCUUUGAUGUUUUUCUUUAAGAAAAUAACCUGUUGAAUAUAUCAUAAAUACAAUGGUAUUUAUAUUUUUCUUUUCUCUUUUUGUUUGGUUUUUGUUUGGUUUUCCUUCUUUUUGUUCUCGCUACUCCGUGCAUACAUGAUUCAACUAAAAAGCUAUGCACUCGAGAAGCAAAACCCUGCGACAUGAAAACGGUUACUCGGUCCAUACUUGGGAGGGAUUCCACAAAUUAAGAAGUCAAUGUUUUCAAAAUUGUACACAUGCAUAUACGUACAUUCAUCCACCUGAAACAUGACACACACGAUCUCAAAUGGAACAAAUAAAAAAUUUUCAUUCCUUCUGUAGCAAAACAAAAUUCCACUUACGAAGAAAAAACAUUUUAUAACAGGUUUUUUUCGGUCCUUUAAUAAAAAAUGAAAAAAAAAAAACUCUUGCAGCAUCUGAAUGGCAGAACUUUCUGUUGUUCCUUCUCCUUGUAAACAGAGACGCUCUUUCUUUAGCAGUAGUGACAUUUUUUCCAUUCUGUUUUUUCUCUGCGACAUUCUGUACAAAAAAAAAAUGUGCUGUAAUUGUGCGUUAGGCCUGGAGUUGGCAAAAAAUAAAAUGAAAUAAAAAAUAUUAAAAAUUUAUUAAAUUCCCUUUCCUUUUCUCUCUUUCUCCAUCAAAUAACUGUAGAGCUCUGCACCCCCACUGUUCCCUUUUCACCUUUUGUAUUUAAUUUUAAAGUCAGUCAGUGUACAACCGAAAGCUGGAUGCAAGAUAGAAACUAUAUUAAAAUGUACUGUUAUUUAAGAUGUAAUAAAAGCAGUUUGAGAUGA
Messenger RNA from Sphaeramia orbicularis (orbiculate cardinalfish), 3672 nucleotides. RefSeq names its product guanine nucleotide-binding protein G(I)/G(S)/G(T) subunit beta-1. Bases 377 to 1399 code for a protein of 340 amino acids. The transcript is spliced from 11 exons. Gene Ontology annotation, biological process: signal transduction. Gene Ontology annotation, molecular function: protein binding. The record is from RefSeq and is a predicted model, not a curated record. NCBI's taxonomy places the organism in Eukaryota, Metazoa, Chordata, Actinopteri, Kurtiformes, Apogonidae.